UCAAAAGAAAUGAUUUCGUUAAAAAAUCUUAUUCUUGAUCAACUAAGUAUGUUGACUGAAAAGUUUGAAAGUGUUUCAAAAGAAAAUAUUGAUAAUUAUCAAGAGAUGAAGAAAAAAAUAACAUCUAUUAUGGAAGAAUUUUGUAAAAUGGACUUUGAUAAAAAAGAAAAUAAUAUGCAGAAUCAUGUAGAUAAAGAAAUAUUUAAUAAGAUGGUUAUAAAGUUCUUAAAUGUACUGGAAAAUCUGGAAAAAACUGAAGUUCUUUCAUUAAAACAAAGUCUUAAUGAUUGUUUAAAUUAUGUAAAAGAAAUGGGCUUUGCUUGCGAGAUAGAGGAUUUGGAAAAUAUUAAAGAACUAGGAACGUCAAUUGUAGAUAUUCUUACACCUUUACAACAUUACAAAAAGAACUUAAUUUCAAAUCUUCUAUCAAAUAAAUUAACUCUAUAUUGCUAUCAAUUGUGCACAUCGUUUAAAAUGUUGGUAGAAGUUAUAAAGGAACAACAUAAAUUAAACGCAUCGAUUUAUACAUGUAAGAAGUAUAUAUGUAAUAGGCUAUGUUUAUGUUUUGAAAGUAUUAUAAGUAUUUUAGAUUCUUCUAAUCCUUCAAAUGAAGAAGAGUAUAUCGAAGAAGAAAAUAAUUUUGUAUACAGACUCGAUUUAUUACUAGAUAUAAUUGCAAAUAUGAGUAACUUAAAAUUGAUAGAUCAAAUUAAAGAGUGUAAUGAUUUAUGGGUUGGAAUUGAAGAUAUAUUUUCUCAUGCAAUGUCAAUAGCACAAGUUUGUCAGCCUAAUAAUUUUAAAGCUAUUACUGAUUCAUGUCAAACUAUAUUAACAGAAUAUGAAAAUUUGAAGGCGCAACUUAAAUGUGAUCCAAUAGAUCCAACAAUGAAUAGUUUAUUUAUGAAUACUUUAACUGAUUCAUUAUAUAGAUUAGAACGUAAAAUUAAUAUUUCAGUACUUACAUUAGUUAUGGUAGUGUUUAGUGAUCCUUUUGGUACCUUAAAAAAGUUAAUUGAAAUUUGUGGAACUUCAUUAAAUGCAAAAGAUAGAACAAAAAAUGAUUUAAGUUCUUUCAUUGAAGAAUUUGAUCAGCUGACUGAUAAAACUGUGCAAAUUGGAAAAUUUGCUAUAACAUGUUGCAGAGAUAAACAUAAAGCUGGUCAAAUUAAAAAUUGUCUUGCUAGUUUCGAAUCAUUAGAAAUGGAAUUAGUUCCUGCCAUUUCUGCUUUUUAUUUACAUCCUGAUAAUAAAGAGAUGCGGGCAUAUGUAAAACUUCUAACUGCUCAAUGGCAGUAUGAAAUGAAAAAAUUUGUUCACACUGUUAAUUUAAUAAUAGAUCCGGCUGCUUAUUGUCAAAUUAUUCUGGAUGAUUUACAAGAACGUAUAAAUGAAAUGUCUAAUAAUUUAAAUAACAGACAAGUUAUAACUCAAUCACAGGUGCAAGUAGUAGUUCAAAGAGCUUUAUCACUUUUUAAGCAAAUUGAUGCUACCGUUUCGGAUAUUGAUCCAAAAAAUAUUGAUAAACGAACAACUAAAAUAAUUCACGAAUUUAAGACUGAUAUUUAUGAAACGGAUGCAGCUUCAAAAAAGUUCCUUAUUAAUAAAGCUACAGCCUCUGAACAACUGCGAGUUAUUAAUCGAUGUGAAAUAAUGUUGAAAGUUAUUAAACAACUGCUUCCUGCACUUUCUACUAUUGUUUAUAAUUCAAUUACUAUGAAUACUAUUAGUACAAAAUCAAUAAAACAGCAAGAUGAUUCAAGUUAUAAAAGUGCCGUUAGUUUUGUAUCUACUGAUCGUGAUGUAUCAGUUGAUAAGAAAUCUUCAGUAUAUAUUAGGAUUCCUUAUACAGUAACACGAUGUAAGCAGCCACUUUCCAUUCAACCAGCAAAUACUGUUUUACGAAAUGAAUCAGAUGUUUCUAUCUUAAUUCCAUACAUUCAAAAAGGCCGAAUAAUGCGUAAUGAAUGGUCAGUUAUGUAUAAAACUCCAAAAUCUAAUAAAUCAGAGAAACCUAUCCAGAAUUUAUUGAAAAUGAGAAAUUUAUCAAAUAUUAGACAACAUUUAUUUAGUCGGGACAAUUUUUACAAAGAGUGCGAAGUAGAUAUUACUUCUGAAAGUCUAGACUUAACAAAUAUAUUGGAAAAAAUUUCUGGGCUUUCAAAUACAUUAAGUUCAGUUGCAUGUGAUACUAAUAAUUUAACACAGAAGUCGAAAAAUAUUUCUUUCUCUGCAGAUAAAUUGAAAAAUUUCAAUAAACUACAGAAAAGUAAGGCAAAGAAAUUGAAUGAAUAUGCGACAACUGGCGGGGGUGAUGCCCCAUCACCAUUAUCACGUUUAGAAAAAAUAAAAAAUAUUAAAAAAAAAGAAUGCAAAGUUGACAUAAUAAUGAAACUAUAA
Ceratosolen solmsi marchali is the source of this 2397-nucleotide messenger RNA. It is a transcript of the gene Spt, whose product is annotated as Spitting Image. Gene Ontology annotation, molecular function: beta-catenin binding; actin filament binding. Bases 10 to 2397 code for a protein of 795 amino acids. Lineage: Eukaryota; Metazoa; Arthropoda; Insecta; Hymenoptera; Agaonidae. The record is from RefSeq and is a predicted model, not a curated record. Gene Ontology annotation, cellular component: adherens junction; cytoplasm; catenin complex. Gene Ontology annotation, biological process: cellularization; cell-cell adhesion; cell migration. The transcript is spliced from 11 exons.